Messenger RNA from Grosmannia clavigera kw1407, 957 nucleotides. RefSeq lists its product as uncharacterized. The record is from RefSeq and is a predicted model, not a curated record. Lineage: Eukaryota; Fungi; Ascomycota; Sordariomycetes; Ophiostomatales; Ophiostomataceae. The transcript has 2 exons. The coding region runs from base 1 to 957 and encodes 318 amino acids.
AUGACAAGUUCAGUGGUAACUGACAGCGCCAGCUGCCUUGUCGAUCCCUUUGCCGACGACGUGGCGGCGCUCACGGACUCGGCCGAGACCGGGGACGGCGACGACGGCCAGCAGGACAGUGCUGCGCCGACGCGUAGCUUACGACCGACAUUGCAGCUGCAGAUCGAGACGGCCGGCAAGGCCCUGCUGUCGGCGCCAGGCCCGGGGCGGAUGGAUCCGAUCCCGACGUAUGUCGUGGACGAAGAGGGGUUGCCGCAGGACAUCCAGCACCGGCCGGCCUUUGUGUCGAUGCGGCAGUCGCAGUGGUCGGGCGACUGUACGCUUGUUGCGGGCGGCGCGCCGUGGCGGGCGGUGGCUGCCGGUCGGAGCUCCACCGAUGUCCGCGUCGAUGCCGACGUUGUCGACAUGGUGCUGCUGCAGACGCUCAGCCGGACAACGUACAAGUGCGGGCCGGGACGACCGCCGCAGGUGUGGCUGGGCGGCGACGACGAGACGUUUGCGGUGCGGUCCCGGCGGGUGUUUGGGCGUGCGCACGGCUUUGACACCCGGCUGGGCUCGUUUGAGUGGCGAUACGGAUCACGCGCAGAAAGGCUGGUGGCCAGCAGUAGAAGUGGCAAGGUCGAAAAGGUCGACAGUCUGCUGGUGCUGGACCGUCUGUCGGACACAGCACCGUGCACGCGACGGCCGGUGGCACGACUGAUUCGCAGCGCGACACUGCGCAGCCGCGGCAGCUCGGCGUCAUCGGCCGGCUCUGGCGGCCGGCUUCAGCUGGACCACGGCUGGUUAGCUGGCGAGGAGAUCUCGACCACAACGAUGACCGACCGCGACUCGUUUGUGGUGCUGGCAGUGACGACGUGUCUGGUGAUGCUCAAGAAGGAGGUGGACCGGCGGCGGGGACAGCAGAUUGCCAUUAUGGUCGUUGGGUUCCUGCCUUUUGUGCGUGGCUUCCAUUUCUAG